AUGAGCCUCGCCGAAUACCGAGAGUAUUGCUUGGAUAUCUACAAAGACAUCCACCUCGGACGCGGCGCAAUUGCUGAAGAGAGCUCCAGGCGUUCAACCGGUGCAGACGAGAGCGCCAGACAAGAUCGCAAGGUUGCUGACGAGUUCGCUGCGUUGAAGCGAUGGCUUGCUGAGUCAGAGCUCCUCAACAAACACCAUGUUGAUGCCCAGAAGCGUUUUUUGUCAUCCGAUGAUGCAAAGGGGGGCACUACCUCCGAGCAGACGAUCAACGCCUCACUUGAGAGCUACGACGUGCAACCCUCCCACACCCAACACUCUCCCAAUCACCCAACAUCCUCGCCGAAUACCUCGCCGAAUAUCUCAACGAACACCCUUGCCCAACUACCACAUCUGCGCACAACACCUGCGCCCAACUCCCAUGCCCCCGCCCCGCUGCAGCAUGGUAGUAAUAACGAUGACAUCUUCCGUUGGAAGCACCACAUGUCUUUCCUGAGUCCUCGGGGAGAGCCCCAAGAUCAUGGCGGUCCACAAAAUAACAUGAGUUGUUACUCAGAUGUCCGAUCAGCAACAGUUGUUGUCGGAUUCGACAUAGCGUACUUGUACCUGUGUCCGCCCGGCGCCGGCAAGAUGCUGGUGUUCCUUAUGGCCACGCUGUAG
Tricharina praecox is the source of this 657-nucleotide messenger RNA. RefSeq lists its product as uncharacterized. NCBI's taxonomy places the organism in Eukaryota, Fungi, Ascomycota, Pezizomycetes, Pezizales, Pyronemataceae. The record is from RefSeq and is a predicted model, not a curated record. The transcript has 2 exons. The coding region runs from base 1 to 657 and encodes 218 amino acids.